GGUGAAUGAGAUAAAAAUGCACUAGCACGAAUCCAGUCCUCUGCUCGAGACUUCAUGUAAAUACUCCACAAACGAUCGCGCAGAGACGUCACUCUCUCUCUCUCUCACACACACACACACACACACACACACACCGCCUACACGACACACAACUUCCACUAGCCUAUAUCCACCUGGAAACUAGAUCCAACGAACCUUUGCGCAAAUGAAGGGUGAAGAUGAUGUAAAUACUGCGAGGAAAGAUGAGGAGGCUGAUGGCUCGGGUGAGAAACUCUUGGGUUUCUACAGCACAGAAGAGCAGCCAUCAGGCCCAGGAGGACAAGACAGCAUGUGGAGAAAUGAGAAGUAUGAAACUGUCCCAUUGGAUGUGAAGGGGACUGAUGAAGACAAUUCUAAAGGCAAUAAAGAUUUGCUAUACCCCCAGGCUGCUCUUCGGAAAGCUCAGCAGGGAAAUGAGAGACCAAAGGAUCCAAAGCUGUGGCCGUACUUUCAGGAUGGCUUAAGGCGGAUAGAUUAUGUCCUUACCUAUCAUGUCCAGAAGCCCCAGAGCACUCGCAAACAGUCAGCCAAGUCCUUCUUGUGCUGCAAAUUCAGACAUGAACAGAGCAGCCCACCUGCACAUGAGGACCCCGAACUCGCAGCCCAGAAACAGAGGCUGGAUUACCAUGAGGACGACCAGCGACUCCGCAGGGAGGAGUUUGAGGAGAACCUGCGUGAGAUGGGCCUUGAGAUGGAGAGAGAAGAAGGGAAUAAAAUACCAGGUGUGGGAUUCUUGAAGAUCCAUGCGCCUUGGGAGGUUCUUUGUCGAGAGGCAGAGUUUAUGAAGUUAAAAAUGCCUACAUUUAAGAAAUAUAAAGUCAGUCAGGGAAGCAGCAUUGUAGAGAAGGUCAACAUGUUUAUGCAGAAAGUCACUGCAACCUUGCAACCUAAAGAUGGGGAAAACCGGACAGAAAAUGAGAAACACCUCUCAUACCCGUUCUCACGAGAAAAGCAGCAUCUCUUUGAUUUAUCAGACAGAAAUUCCUUCUUCGACAGCAAAACCAGGAGCUCAAUAGUGUAUGAGAUUUUAAAGCGAACAAAAUGCACACGGGCUAAAUAUAACAUGGGAAUCAGCAGUCUACUGGGCAGUGGUGUCUACACAGAGGCCUAUCCUUUGCAUGAUGGCGAUAUCGAAGGCAUAAAUGCUGAAGCAAAUGACAGAAAGAUCUUGUGUGAAGAGUGGGCGAGUUACAGCAUAUUCUACAAGUAUCAGCCCAUUGGACUGAUCAGGAAGUAUUUUGGUGAGAAAGUGGGCCUGUACUUUGCCUGGUUGGGUGUGUAUACUCAGAUGCUAAUCCCAGCAGCAAUUGUGGGAGUCAUCGUGUUCCUGUACGGCUGUGUCACUGUGGAAGACAACAUCCCCAGUAUGGAAGUCUGCGACGAGAGAAACAAUAUCACCAUGUGCCCAAUGUGUGAUCGAGCCUGCAGCUACUGGAAACUGGUCACCGCUUGCGGCACGGCUAGGGCCAGCCACCUGUUCGACAAUGCGGCCACCGUCUUCUUCGCCAUCUUUAUGGCACUAUGGGCCACCAUGUUUAUGGAGCACUGGAAGAGAAGGCAAAUGAGGCUCAAUUACAUCUGGGACCUGACCAGCUUUGAAGACGCUGAGAGUCAGCCGAGAGCAGAGUAUGAGUUCCAUGUCAUGAAGAAGUCCUUGAAGAAAGAGAAAUCCCCAAUGGUAGGAAAUGUGAAGCUGACAUGUAGAGACAGAAUGCCAGCUUACAUGACUAUUAUCAUCAUGAUGGUUUUUUUGAUCUUUGUGACCUUGGCCAUCGUGUUUGGUGUGGUGCUAUACAGGGUCUCCAUUAUGACUGCCCUGCACAUGAGUUCCACUCCCACAUUCCGCACUAAUAUACGGGCCACCGUUAAAACCACUGCCGCUAUCAUCAAUCUCAUUAUCAUCAUCAUAAUGGAUGAGGUCUAUGGAGCAAUUGCACGUUGGCUCACUAUUAUGGAAGUGCCAAAAACUGACAAGAGUUUUGAGGAGAGGCUGAUCUUCAAGACGUUCAUAUUGAAGUUUGCAAAUGCAUUUACCCCUAUUGUGUACCUGGCAUUAUUCAGAGGCAGAAUCAUUGGACGUCCUGGCAAAUAUAUCUACGUUAUGGGGUCUUACCGGAUGGAAGAGUGCGCCCAUGCCGGCUGUUUGAUGGAAUUGUGCAUUCAGCUCUGCAUCACCAUGCUUGGCAAACAGCUCAUCCAGAAUAACCUGUUUGAGAUAGGUGUUCCAAAACUGAAGAAAAUGCUCCGACAACGCAAGAUAGACAAAAAGCAUCAGGAAGAGCUGAACAAAACACUUCAUCGUCACGAGAAGGACCACUUCCUUGGGCCCUUUGUCGGACUCAACCCAGAGUACAUGGAAAUGAUCAUUCAGUUCGGGAUGGUGACCUUGUUUGUGGCCUCCUUUCCGCUGGCUCCUCUUUUUGCUCUACUGAACAACAUCAUUGAGAUCCGUCUUGAUGCCAAAAAGUUUGUCACGGAGCUGAGAAGGCCGAUUGCUGUGAGAGCAAAGGACAUUGGAAUCUGGUACACUCUUCUCAGAGGAAUCAGUAAAGUGGCUGUCAUUGUAAAUGCAUUUGUGAUCUCAUUCACCUCUGACUUCAUCCCACGCCUGGUCUAUCAGUACAUGUACAGUCCAGAUGGGACUCUUCAUGGCUUUGUCAAUCACACCCUUUCAUACUUCAAUGUUAGUCACUUCCAGCCUGGCACAGAACCCAUGGAGUCAAUGCAUCUGGGAUACAAAGUGGAGGUUUGCAGAUAUAAAGAUUACAGGGAUCCUCCAUGGUCUGACACGCCAUACGAGUUCUCAAGACAAUUCUGGGCCAUUCUGGCGGCCCGGUUAGCUUUCAUCAUCGUCUUUCAGAAUGUGGUGAUGCUGAUGAGUGACUUUGUGGAUUGGCUAAUCCCAGACAUUCCCAAGGACAUUAGCAUUCAGAUACACAAGGAGAGGAACCUCAUUGUGGAACUGUUCAUGAAACAGGAACAGGGCAAGAAGUACAGGAAUACAAUCGGUGACCCAAGCCCCCAGCCGCUCCGCUCGCGCCCCAGCUCACAAGCUUAGUCCAGCAAUCGCUCUGAUCCCAGUGCUGCGAGGGAAGCAGUAUGCGGUCCAUUCCAGGGCCUCAUUCCAGCUCUGACCUGCUCACACAGAAUGGAAAGGCUGUAGAAGACUGGUCUGGCCUGGAGGACCACUGCUGUAAGGAUCAGUGCUGUAACAGAAUGUUACAUGACUGCCGCCUCACUGGUAUACCAGAAAAAAGUUAAGAGAAAAAGAUUUUUUUUGUCUGUUACUGAAUUAAGCACUCUCUUGGAUCUUUUUCUGUCAGCUAUAUGCAACUUCUGCUGGUAGGUGUGUUUGGAAAGAGGGCUGUAGGGUUUGUAUCGUUUUAUCUGUUGAUUGAUGAAUAUUGUAUUAAGUUUUGUGAAGCAUUGCUGCUUUAGCAUUUAUAGACAGCUAAUGAGCAUUCUACUUGAAAAUACAACACUUGUAUAUGAAUUUUAACAUGGAAAUGUAACGUUCAUGUCAUAGAUAGGAUAGGAUUGAACUCUGAACCAACUCGUUUCAAGUGCAUUUUAAAUUAUUUAAUAUUAGACAUUUCAUUCAGAAUAUUACUGGUGAAGUGAAUUAGCAACUAUCGAUAUCAUGCGGUUUAGGUACUAAGCACAGUUAGUUCUGUUCUAUCACUGUAAUGAUUGUGUCUGUUUAGCCCUUAGCUGUCUAUAUAUAAAAUAUAGAUUUAAAACACUACAGAUUAAUCAAAAUCACUACAAUGCUCACUUUUUUUGUAUUCUAGAAUUUCUAUUAUAUGUGCUGGAGUGAUUCUGACAGGAU
This is a messenger RNA of Carassius carassius (crucian carp), 3868 nucleotides long. Its product is annotated as anoctamin-1-like. Gene Ontology annotation, molecular function: chloride channel activity; protein dimerization activity. Gene Ontology annotation, cellular component: plasma membrane. Gene Ontology annotation, biological process: chloride transmembrane transport. The coding region runs from base 206 to 3097 and encodes 963 amino acids. The transcript is spliced from 25 exons. The record is from RefSeq and is a predicted model, not a curated record. NCBI's taxonomy places the organism in Eukaryota, Metazoa, Chordata, Actinopteri, Cypriniformes, Cyprinidae.